Pseudo-nitzschia multistriata is the source of this 1038-nucleotide messenger RNA. Lineage: Eukaryota; Bacillariophyta; Bacillariophyceae; Bacillariales; Bacillariaceae. The record is from the annotation of a GenBank genome assembly.
ACACUUGCUGCUCCAAUCAUCCCAAUUUCCAGCAGAACGAUUUGAUCAAACCAGAUAUUCUGGACGUCGCCUCUUACAGUUUCCGCCGUGACAUUGUCAAGCGACGGUAUAAAGAACGUACAAAGAACGAUAAAGUGAAUUGGGGUUCGGCACAGAAAUGUUAACAUCACGCCUUGUAUUGAGCUCCCUCUUUGUGGUCUUUCUGUUGCAGCUUCCCAGAUCUUCUGAAUCAUGUAUCCAUUGCUAUCACCCACGGGCCAUCACUCAUAGUCCCAAUAGUCAGAAUCACGGUGCCCAGGCUGUUGCCAUUGCUGUACCACAGAAAAUUCAACCAUACGGUGUGCAUGUAAGGAGCAAAUCUAUUGCUGCUGCUAGUGCAGCCGGACGACAAUUCGUGGAAAUCUUCAAGAAACGGUGGCUGAAAUUGCAAAACACCAUCUACGUAAUUCCCAAAUGCAACGUAUCCAUCGUCAGAAUAACUGCUUCUGCAGCUGUUGCGGCGGGGGGGAUCGUAGUGCUCUCCCGCCACCAAUUGCCAUCGAUGACGAGAGAGAAACUCUAUAAGCAGGUAUGGAGGAACGAAGCCGCCGAGGGCCAAGACGAUGCAACAAAUCAAAACGAUGGCAGCAUAUUCGACGACGAGGACGAAGAAGAUUUUCAACCUCUUGUCGAUAAGGAAGAAUCACCCAUGACGACCGCUAUGAUUGCGACCAUUGGCGUUUACAAGAACUUUAUUAGUCCUCUGCUCCCCCCCGCAUGCCGUUUUGUUCCCACUUGCUCCCAGUAUGGUGUCCAGGCAAUAAAGGAGUUUGGACCUUCCAAAGGAGUUGUUUUGACGUCAUGGCGUCUUUUGCGAUGCAGUCCUUUCGGGGGAAAAGGUUAUGAUCCACCAAAAUGGCCACCGGUUUCAUAUACUUAUUCCUCUUACUGAGUGAAGAGAUGUUGAAAAAUAGAAAUAUUGCAUGAACAAAUAUCAUCGCAAUCCAUUCAAUGUAACGAUAAUACGAGAGCAUGAUUAAAUAAUGAWUUUUUUAAGAC